CUGACUCUCAUUUUUUGCAUUUUUAGCUUCCAUCCAUAUUCAUUGGGCUCUAUUAACUGGAGUUUGUUGGAUACUCAGAUACAAUACCGCAAUAUUUCUGCAUUUAGUGAAGACGAUAUCAGAUGUUAUUCUGCAAAAUUUCUUCUUACACCGUCUUGUCUGAACAUAACACGUUCAAUUUUGCAUGAUCGUCUUCACGGGGAUGUCUAUAGUAAUCUGCUGAGUUGCCCGAGAUUCAGAAAGGAACAAAAAGACGGUUUUGUCAGAAUUCUAGAAUUUAUGAAUCGCUUGAAAACAAAAGCUGGUUCUGUUCCAGUGCCCGCGAAGAAGUACAUUCCAAAAGUUUUUCUAUUAUUUGACACAGAAAAGUCAGCAUCUGGAGCGAGUUGCUCUCCUGAAAAAGGUUCAGAAAGUGUGCUUGAUAUUUCAAAUAAUAAUGCAGUUUUUCGCGCCUGGAACGAAAGUUACACACCUCUUUUCUCACAAGAGUUAAAUCAGAAAUUCCCACCUUACCUCUUUCUUUCUGUCGAUUUAGUAGAUUGGAUUAUGACUAAUGUGAAGAGUUUGCCACAGCGUGAUGCAGCUUUAGAAUACUGCAAUAUGGUGGGAAUACUUCGCAAUAUUCAAGUACUACCCGUUGAUGAAGUUUCAAAUGCAUUUAGCAGCAAAUGCAAGUCCUUUAUUGACAGAACAUUUCCUAUGCGGUAUGGUUUUGUUCUUUGCCAUUUUCAAAGCACCAAAACACCACGCAAAUCUUGGUCUCCAGCGAUACAGUGUGAAUUCAUUGACAGUAGCCAGGAUCAGUGUCGGAAGACAACAAGCUGCAUUGAAAUAGAUUUUUUUUCUCAUAUGCAAAGAAGUAACGAUCUGAGUGGUUCUUACCUGCCGCCAAACAUUCCUCAGUUUACAGAGUGGGGGAAGAUGAACUUCAGUUCAACUUACAGCCAGGAUGCCGCAUACAACUUUUCUCUUCAAUGGUAUAUGGCCACAGGUCAAACUGUUGCGGAGCUUAUACGUCAGUGGUGUAGUAAAGCUACAAAUUGUCAGCAUAAUCUCUUUCCCAUACCCACUGUUCCUAUUCCUUGCUAUGCGGAUCCACUGUCGCUGCCUUUAAGACGCCCGAUUGCAAUCCCUUUCAAUCCGCCAGGGUAUUCCACAGAAGAGGUUUCAAAAGCUGUUUUGGAGAUCAUGCAAGCGUUUGGCUUCAUUGCUUUGGGGUGUCAAGUACAUUAUGGAAGGCGGUAUGUCCAUGUGUCUGGCGGGAUGUUCCUUGUGUACGACACGUUAAAGAAGAUUUUCCUCUGGGCCUGGAAUCAUAUGCUUAGUAACCGCUUCAGAUCGAACACAGGCUGUACGGAGGAGUUCCAGGACUAUAUGCUGGCUGACUUCCGUGAUUUCUGUGCUGGACCUCGAGCUGUAAAAUUCUUAGAUGAUAUCUACCUUGCGCGGAAUUUGUUUGAUCAUUAAAC
This is a messenger RNA of Enterobius vermicularis (human pinworm), 1469 nucleotides long. The record is from the annotation of a GenBank genome assembly. Lineage: Eukaryota; Metazoa; Nematoda; Chromadorea; Rhabditida; Oxyuridae.